Messenger RNA from Didymodactylos carnosus, 1284 nucleotides. NCBI's taxonomy places the organism in Eukaryota, Metazoa, Rotifera, Eurotatoria, Philodinida, Philodinidae. The record is from the annotation of a GenBank genome assembly.
AUGACAGCGAGUAUUAAUUUAGAAGAAGGUCAACAACAAAACGAAAUUAAAGAAGUGCAUACACAGAAAACAGAAAAUCCUGCAAAAAACGGUGAGCAACAUAAAGUGUUAAUGCAUCACCCCAAACGAGACACGAUGAUAACUAUCGUAUCUGAAGAAGUUCAGUCCAAAGCUUCUAACCAUUCUGCAAUACCUAUGAAAUCAAAUUAUUUAUCGAAGAAACGGACAGUUGCGUCAAUCGUACAAAUUGACAUUGAUGAAUUAUUGAAACCAAAAAGCUGUACAGUAGAUGUGCAGCUUACCCAUAAACAAUAUUUAUCAUCAGCAGAAAUUGAUCUUCUUGCUGAUAUGACAAAAUUUCUUCUUUCAUCUACAACUGAUAAAGCCGAUGUAUUUGACAGUUGUUUCGCUACAAUGAUCGAUGAGCCACUUGAUGUUAAAGUUUUGAUCAAAUGUGUUACAGGAGAUGACAAAUUGAAAGUUUAUAUCCUUGAUAGUUUAAAACGCUACCAUGCUUUAUCUGAUGUUAUCCAUUUGCUGCCAGCUUGUGCCGAUAUUGAUCCAUAUAUUUUGCCAACCGAAAAAGUCGAUACUGUUGAACAAUUUUUAAAUAUUGCUGAUAAAAUAACUACACGAAUUCUUUUAAUUUCAACAAUUGAAUCUCUAUCAUAUGAAAGCCAACGUUAUCUGGGUCAUUUUAUAAAAAAAAAUGAUUUACCAAUACCAUUUUCGUAUUAUACAUAUAAUAAAAUUGUUCAAUCUGUUCAAUAUAAAAUUAAUUUCAAUACAUUAGCCGAAGUACUUUGUUUAACAGAUGAUCGAUUUUUAUUACAAAUUGGUAGUCCUUCAACGGUUGGUUUAGGAAAAACAACUUUAUUACAAAAUAUUUUUCAUGAUAAGCGUAAAGAAAGUUUGAAUGCAGAUGGAACUACGAAACUUCGUUCUUGUUGUAUUGAUUUAUUGUUUGCUUCGAUGACUUACAAUCAUGCAAGUGAAAAAUAUAUUGUAUUUGACGUUCAUGGUACAAUGGUACAUAGCAUUAAUGAAGAAAUAGUAACAGCUAUUCAACAAUAUGUUUCAUUACAAAUAUUUUAUGUUACAAUGCAGGAUUUAAAUGAUGGUUCAUUUUUGCCUUCUCUCAUGAAUUGUUCAGAUGAAACACGCGUUAAACCUACUAUUGUUGUCAUUUUUGAUGCCGAUUAUGACAGUAAACAAAAUACAUCAGAAAAAAUUAUUAGUCAAUUUACACAACAGUAUAAAAGUCAUAAGCAGUUAUUCAUUUAA